This is a messenger RNA of Moneuplotes crassus, 751 nucleotides long. NCBI's taxonomy places the organism in Eukaryota, Ciliophora, Spirotrichea, Euplotida, Euplotidae. The record is from the annotation of a GenBank genome assembly.
UAGGCUGCCUAUCCCCUUUACUCAAAAGCCCGAUCGCCACAUCUCCUCACCAAUGCACUUGACUGCUGCCUCAGAUCCAAUUCCUACGCCUAAAUUCCUUUCUUUCGUAUCACUGAAUUCCAGGCGUGGCUCAAUUACGAAGAGGAAGCCAGGUCCUCAGAAUAAGUGGAAAGUUAUUGGAGACUAUAUUCUUAGCCAAAAGCCUUAUGAGAUGCCUAUAAGAGAGAGGUAUGCCAAAUAAGGCUACCGAAAUAUAUCAAAAUAAAUUAAAAAAUAAACAGAAACGAAAAUAAAGAGCAAAAGAAAAAGAGUAAAACAAAGAAUAGCUUUCGAGACUUCAUGGUUCCAACAAAGCAAAGUUCAAGGAAAUGAUCUUAUAUACCUAAAAAGAUAAAAGAAGAGAAGAAGAUUGAUCUAUUCAAACCUUUGAGGAAUAAAAGGAAAAUUAACCAUAAAAAGUGUUUUAAGGUGCAAUGGAACUCUACUUUAUUCUUCUCACCAAGAGAAAUUGAGAGAGGACGGCCAAUAAUAUUUCAAAAUUAUACUCAAGGUAUGGAAGAAAGCAUCCAAACUCAGAAAACCAAGAGAAGAUACAGAAAGGGAUCCCUCUCACGAAAAGAAACUUCUAAAAUAUUUGACAGAAUAGUUAACAAGGAUAUCCCAGGUACGUCACGCUCUAAAAGGUCGUCUCUCCAAGGUUUGUAUUCAAUACGAGGUAGUUUCAUGAAUAAAACAAUAUGAUAAGUUUCAG